CUCAUCAUCAUCUUAGCUCAUUCUUCACAUCCUGCAUCGCAUUCAUCACCUCUUCUGUAUUCGAAUCAGCACACAUCUACGUCUUCGACGUCUCUCUCCCUCUCAACUGCACCCCUCCCUCCCCUUCCACCGCUCGACAACCACCUUUCCCUCACUCCAGCACCAUGGCACCGCGACCUUCGGGACCCCAUCUCGCCCAGCGGCUACGCACACUCGCCCUCACCCAACCCCCCGCCUCAGCACUCUUCUAUGCGUACCAGUAUCGCGCCUACUUCCCUCCCACCGAGCUGGAGCACGACAGCGUCCACGUCCUCGCCCUCGUCCAGCUCGCGAGCGGAAACACCUACCCAGCGCUUGACCUCGUGCGGGAGUUUGCUGAUGCGGACGCCGACCCCUCACACGACAUACCAGACUACGAGAACGGUAUUCCUGCUCGCCGCCCAGGCUGCUACGGGUGUGCUGUCAUCGUCGCAAAGUGCUGCGCCAAGCUGGGACGGUACACGGAGGGCGAGGCAGUCCUGGAUCGCGCGAUACGACGCAGCGUGCCUUUGACACUCCCAAGUCACAACACCAUUGAAACGGCCGCCACGGCAUCGCUGCUCGCCGCUCAGCUCUCACAUAAGAGCAAGGCCUCGACGCCAGGCACACCAAUCGAGUACUACACACGGGCGCUCACCGAUGACCCAUGGCUGUGGGAGGCGUUUACGGGCCUCUGUGAUAUUGGCGCUGCGCCUCCUGCGGAUGCCGUGUUCACCGACCCACCAAGUAUGAUGCGCACGUCGUCGUCGCAGCGAGCAUCGCGGCAACCCACAUUAUCGCCGGGGCCCAUGCCGCGUAGCUCUGCCUCUGAAGUUCCAAACUUUCUCAGCCGACGCCAAUUGAGCCCGAUUAUGGGCGCACCUGCAAGCGCCAGCCUGUUCACUCCCGACGCAGGAGCAGGCGCCGUGCCGUCGCGUGUACACAUGAUGGGGAGCAUGGCAGGGUGGGACUCUCCCGGUUCAGCCAUGGGCGACACUACGUUCUCUGCAAUGGGCGAGCCCACGAACGGGCGCGCUCGCAUGCCGACUCUGAUACAGCAGUUCAUCCCUGGCCUGCGCUCGACGCCCGCGAUGGAGCAAGGUCCCGCCAAGGCGCCACCAGCCAUGAAGCGGCCUCGCGGAGGACACAACCUGAAGAUGUCUGACACGCCUGUCGGCGGGAUGGCGAUCGAGUCGCGGCUCAACCGUGAUCUACGGUCCAUGGAGAUCAACGGCGGCGACAAGAUGCUCGAUCCACCAGUGCGCCGCAGCUCGCGCCUAAACACGGGCAAGACGACGACGUCGCGCGUCACGACGCGCGAGAAGCGCUCGACGCGAUCACAGUCCGUGGCGUCGUCGGGGUCGGGGCACGAGGCGAACCAGAACCAGGGAACGCUGGAGGCGCAAACCGCCGCGGCCGUAGACGAGUGGCUGCGCGACAUCGUGCGCCGCUGCGGGCGCGUGUACCGCGCCCUGAGCCUCUACCAGUGCCGGGAGGCGCUAGCGGAGAUUGAUGCGCUCCCGCGCGAGCUGCAAGCGUCGCCGUUCGUGCUGCGGCUCAUGGCGAAGAGCUUCUACUUCAUGUCCGAGUACAAGAAGGGUGCGCGCGUGUUCCAGCGCCUGCUCGAGCUCGAGCCGUACACGCUGGCGCAGAUGGACAUGUACUCGACGCUCCUGUGGCACAUGAACGACGCGACGGCGCUUUCGGACCUCUCGCAGCGCCUGAUGAGCGUGGACCGGGAGAGCGCGGAGGCGUGGAUCGCAUCCGGCAACACGCUGAGCGUGUUGAAGCAGCACGAAGAAGCCGCGCGGCUCUUCCGGCGCGCAACGCAAGUCGACCCCGGCCGCGCGACGGCGUGGACGCUGUGCGGGCACGAAGCGUGGAUGACGGAGGAGACGGACCGGGCGAUCGCGUUCUACCGCACGGCGAUCCGGACAGACGCGCGCGAACAGGCCGCAUGGUAUGGUUUGGGGCACGUGUAUUUCCGCCAAGGGAAGUGGCGGCAUGCAGAACACCACUUCCGGCGCGCGAGCGAGAUCAACCCGUCGAGCGCGCCGCUGCUCUGCGCGCUCGGCGAGGCGCUCGAGCGCGGCGGCGACCUCGUGGGUGCGCUGGCCGAGUUUGACCGCGCCGUCGCGCUCGAGCACGACGUCGACCGGCUUGUGACGCGGUACAAGCGUGCGCGGGUGUUGAUCGCGCUCGGGCGCGUGCAGGAGGGCAUCACGGAGCUCGAGCCUGUCGCGCGCAGCGCGACGGACGAGCCGGACGUGCAUCUGCUCCUGGGCAAGUGUUACCUCAAAAUGCGCCGGAACGCGGACGCCGUCGUGGCAUUCACGACGGCGCGCGAGAUGGACCCCAAGCUCGAGGGCGCGGUGCGCAGCGUGCUGCGCGGCGGCGGCGUGGAGGAGCAGUAGUGCCGAGUCAUGCCGAACGGCAGGUUCUGACGAUGACAUGUGCUCAUAGCCACGGUAUGCACUCUGUAUGAUGGGG
Molecule: messenger RNA, 2508 nt
Organism: Cutaneotrichosporon oleaginosum
Lineage: Eukaryota; Fungi; Basidiomycota; Tremellomycetes; Trichosporonales; Trichosporonaceae
Biological process (GO): cell division; anaphase-promoting complex-dependent catabolic process; metaphase/anaphase transition of mitotic cell cycle
Cellular component (GO): anaphase-promoting complex; cytoplasm
Molecular function (GO): protein binding
Source: RefSeq, a predicted model, not a curated record